AUGAAGACCUCAUUUGCAAUCCUCACCUUUGCCCUUGCUUCCUUUAGCCUGGCUGCCCCUUCCGAAAGGCGACAGAGUCAGACUAGCUUUACUAUCUGCAAAGAGAAGAAAUGUGAGGGAGACAUCAACCAGCGCAAAACUAUUGAUGUUAUUCAUGGGCAAUGCCAAAAUUUUCCCGAGGGCUGGAACAACACUGCCCGCGCCACUAUUGCGAACGGAGGUGACUCCUGCUUCCUCCAUGAUGGGAACUGCGGUUCCGAGGGUGCCACAAUUCCCGUGGGCCUUCGUGAGGAUGACCUCGAGCAGCGCGGGUUCGACAGAAUUGCAAGUUCUGUCACCUGCGUUCGAUCGGCAAAAUUGAAGCGUCAGGUUGAUACCACCGUCUUGCUUUGCAAGGAGAAGAGAUGUGCGGGACCCGCAUCUUCGCAAAUCUCCGUCGAUCUUGCUUUCGAACGAUGCUAUAACUUCACUCCUGCCUUUGACAACCAGGUCAUCGCCGUCAAGGCCAAUAGCAACGCAGUCUGCUUCCUCCAUGAGGGACCUUGCGACGAUCCACGCCUAGGUGUCAGGUUUGAGGGCCAGGUCGAUGAUUUGACGCAGAACAUCAUUGGCACGACCUCGAGCUCUAUUACCUGCUACGAUAAGAACGUCAUCAACCCUCCCCAGUAG
Molecule: messenger RNA, 669 nt
Organism: Aaosphaeria arxii CBS 175.79
Lineage: Eukaryota; Fungi; Ascomycota; Dothideomycetes; Pleosporales
Exons: 5
Coding region: 1-669 (222 amino acids)
Source: RefSeq, a predicted model, not a curated record